AUGUCCCUGCUGCAUCGCCUUCAUUCGUGGUCCCACGACAGACGCGAACGCCGGCGUCGCAGCGACGCCAACGAACUCACGCCCAUCCCCAUCCGCUCAUCCUCAAACCGCCAAGAUGAAUCCAUCCCGCCCAUCCUGCCGCCAUCAGCAAUCCGCCGCCCCUUGACGCCGUCGUCUUCUCCGGGAGCAACAGAGAGCGCCCCGUCUUUUGCAGCCCAGUCCUCCCCGUUCUUCACCCUUCCCUUUGAGCUGCGCCGUCAAAUCUUCCUCUACGCCUUUGGCCGCCAGACCCUCCACAUCGACCUCGCCUUUCGCCGCCCCUUUGCCCCGGCGCCCUUGACGACGCCCGAGAAGGAGCGGCCCCACGCUCACAUAUUCUGCGAUCACAUGUAUUUUCACUCCGGCCAGGGCUUCCGCCGCAUCACCGUCGACAAGAGCAGCCCGAAGGCCUGGCGAUGGUUCGGCUGCGUCUGCCAUGCGAGGGCCGCCCAUGUCGGGUCCUUUGACCCCUCACUGACCGAAGUUGUGGAUCUGUCUACGGAUGGCUGUCUCACGGGGCGGACGGACUGUGACGCCUGGCCCGGGGAGUGGCCCGGUCGGUGCUUCGUUGGCGUCAUGGGCUGGCUGCUGUCCUGUCGGCAGGCAUACGUCGAAGGCGUGCAUGUUCUCUACAGCACCAACAUCAUCCACAUCUCCUCCAACCUGCUCAUACAGCGGCCCGAUGCCUUCCUGCCCGCCCAGCGCCUCGCCCAGAUCACAUCGCUCAGGUUCCGCUGGUACUUUAAGGAAGGCCACGAGAACGCCGCCGACGACGCUGCCCUGUCCAACAUGGCGCAGAGCAGCUUUAGCCGCUCCUACCUGCCGCCGUCGUCCCUGCGCGGCCCCGUAUGUCCUGCACUAAAGUACCUGCUCAUCUCCCUCGAAGGCGACUUCAUGGGCCUCUACGCCAAGCGCGACGGUGAGCGCCGCGUCCCCUUUGACAGCCCGAGGGAGGGCGCGCAGGCCAUGCGGGAGAAACUGCAGCCGGCCCUCGACGAGGUCGUCCAGCGGUUUGCCACUCCAGCGACGGAGUGCGUCGUGGCCAUCCCGUGGUCGUCGUACGAGACGUGGUGCCUGCUGGGAGGAGAUGUUGGGCAGCCUCGGCAAACAUCAAGGGCAAGUUGGCGCGUCGUGCCUCGGGUCUCCUUUGGAUUCGAUGCUCCGUCGCUGGCGAAUACCGCGCCCUGA
Molecule: messenger RNA, 1227 nt
Organism: Verticillium dahliae VdLs.17
Lineage: Eukaryota; Fungi; Ascomycota; Sordariomycetes; Glomerellales; Plectosphaerellaceae
Exons: 2
Coding region: 1-1227 (408 amino acids)
Source: RefSeq, a predicted model, not a curated record